Molecule: messenger RNA, 960 nt
Organism: Cyclocybe aegerita
Lineage: Eukaryota; Fungi; Basidiomycota; Agaricomycetes; Agaricales; Hemipholiotaceae
Source: the annotation of a GenBank genome assembly
AUGCUCGGGCAUGAGGAUACCGGCAUGAAGUCAGGAACGUUCCUGGGUAAUGUGAACGUACCAAGGUACGCAUUGGGUGUUCUUCGAGAGGGCGCGCUGUAUUUUUAUUGGGAUGCGCUUCUGUGGGUCGGAACGUUGCUAUCGUCUUUGGGUGUGAGCUCGACGUUCGUCCCUCCAGCUAAGCAGCAGCUCAGACCACAGGUCGUACACGUCGACGCGAUGCAUUUCCAACACUUCCUCGCUCUCGCAGUGUCAUUGACUGCAACCCUCAUCCAAGUUGCCGACGCCGCACCGCUCCCAAUCGACGGCACGCUCGAAGAGAGGCAGCUCCUCGGCUUAUCCCUGCCCCUCGGGCUUACCCUCGACCUCCCGCUGCCGUCCCUGCCCGCCCUCGGCAUACCACUCCCCACCGGGCUUAUCCCCGACCUAGGUUUGCCCGCGCUGACGGCCCUCCUCCCCGCGCUCCCGCUGCCCACGGGCGUUAUCCUGGGGUUGCCGGCGGCGCUUACUUCGCUCAUCCCGGCACUCCCUUUGCCCACAGGGAUCCUCCCACCUGGGGUCCUCCCGUUCAAAGAAGCCCAUCCGCCUGCACCCGCUGCCGUAGAACUUGGAGAGAGGCAGCUCGACAUCCUCUCGUCCAUCCUCGGCGCGCUGCCCUCCAUCCUCCCCCUGCCCCUCCCGACGGGGGUUGUCCCCGUCCCAAGCGCGCCUCUCCCACCCCCGCCCCCAGCACCGACCCCCGCUCCGACGGCGACGGCCCCAGCGGCCGGCGGUGAUCUAACGGAUGUGGUAUCGAGCCUCUUGUCGGUGCUCGUUCCUCUGAUCACGAACGUGAAUGUUGGAGGUGCGCUCCCGACGCCGCCUGCGGUGACGGGUGGGGUGGGUGUGCCGUCUGUUACGGUUGGACUUCCGGUGCUCGAGCCGAUAUUGGAGACGCUCCUUCCUGGGCUUGGGUUGUAG